This is a messenger RNA of Cynocephalus volans (Philippine flying lemur), 1844 nucleotides long. RefSeq names its product lipolysis stimulated lipoprotein receptor (gene LSR). Gene Ontology annotation, cellular component: plasma membrane; tricellular tight junction. Gene Ontology annotation, biological process: establishment of blood-brain barrier; tricellular tight junction assembly. The coding region runs from base 16 to 1755 and encodes 579 amino acids. The record is from RefSeq and is a predicted model, not a curated record. The transcript has 9 exons. Lineage: Eukaryota; Metazoa; Chordata; Mammalia; Dermoptera; Cynocephalidae.
GCCCAGACGGCCGUGAUGGCGCUGGUAGCCCGCGGCCUGUCCUGUGGGCUGGCUUCCCACCCGGCCGCCGCAGGCCGGGGCGCGGUAGUCUUCGUGUGGCUCUUGCUCAGCACCUGGUGCACAGCCCCUGCCAGCGCCAUCCAGGUGACUGUGUCAAACCCCUACCACGUGGUGAUCCUAUUCCAGCCCGUGACCCUGCCCUGCACCUACCAGAUGACCACGACCCCCACAGUACCCAUUGUGAUCUGGAAGUACAAGUCCUUCUGCCGGGACCGCAUCGCUGAUGCCUUCUCCCCAGCCAGUGUUGACAACCAGCUCAAUGCCCAGCUGGCGGCUAGUAACCCAGGCUAUAACCCCUAUGUGGAGUGCCAGGACAGCGUACGCACCGUCAGGGUUGUGGCCACGAAGCAGGGCAAUGCUGUGACCCUGGGAGACUAUUAUCAGGGCCGGAGGAUCACCAUCACAGGAGAUGCGGACCUGACCUUUGAGCAGACGGCGUGGGGGGACAGUGGUGUGUAUUACUGCUCGGUGGUCUCAGCGCAGGACCUCCAGGGGAACAAUGAGGCCUACGCAGAACUCAUCGUCCUUGACUGGCUCUUCGUGGUCGUGGUCUGCCUGGCCGUCUUCCUUGUCUUCCUCCUCCUGAGCAUCUGCUGGUGUCAGUGCUGCCCACAUACCUGCUGCUGUUAUGUCAGGUGCCCCUGCUGCCCGGACAAGUGCUGCUGCCCAGAGGCCCUGUAUGCUGCUGGCAAAGCAGCCACCUCAGGCGUCCCAAGCAUCUAUGCCCCCAGCACCUACGCCCACCUCUCCCCUGCCAAGACCCCACCCCCGCCAGCCAUGAUUCCCAUGGGCCCUGUCUACAAUGGGUACCCUGGAGACUUCGACAGAAAUAGCUCAGUUGGCGGCCACAGCUCCCAGGUGCCCCUGCUUCGGGACACGGAGAGCAGCAUGACCUCUGAAGUCCGCAGUGGCUACAGGAUUCAGGCCAGCCAGCAGGAUGACUCCAUGCGGGUCCUGUACUACAUGGAGAAAGAGCUGGCCAACUUUGACCCUUCCCGACCUGGCCCCCCCAAUGGCCGUGUGGAGCGUGCCAUGAGUGAAGUCACCUCCCUCCAUGAGGACGACUGGCGAUCUCGACCUUCCAGGGGACCUGCCCUCACUCCAAUCCGGGAUGAGGAGUGGGAUCGCUACUCCCCCCGGAGUCCCAGGAGAUGGGAGCAGGACCCCCCUGCAGAGCAGGCAAGGGGUGGCUGGGGAGCCAGGCGGCCCCGGGCCCGCUCAGUGGAUGCUCUGGAUGACCUCACCCGGCCGGGCUCUGCUGAAUCAGAGAGAAGGUCUCCCCCAAGUAGUGGGAGGAGAGGCCGGGCCUACGCACCCCCCCGAAGCCGCAGCCGUGAUGAUCUCUACAACCAAGACGACUCGAGGGACUUUCCACACUCCAAGGAUCCCCACUACGAUGACUUCAGGUCUAGGAACCGCCCUCAUGCUGAACCCAGGUCCUACUACCACCGGUCCCGGGACCCUCAAGACAAUGGCUCCAGGUCCGGGGACCCCCAAUAUGAUGGGCGGCUACUAGAAGAGGCAUUGAGGAAAAAGGGCCCAGGGGAGAGGAGGAGACCUUACAGAGAAGAAGAGGAAGAAGAGGCCUACUACCCUCUGGCGCCUCCCCCUUACUCUGAGACCGACUCCCAGGCAUCACGUGAGCGGAGGCUUAAGAAGAAUUUGGCCCUGAGUCGGGAAAGUUUAGUCGUCUGAUCUCACGUUUUGUAUGUAGCUUUUGUACUUUUUUUAAUUUGAAGGAAUAAUGAUGAAGCAGUUCCCUAAGUCUAAUAAAAUUUGUAAUC